AUGCCGGCACCGCAGGCUGCAUAUACUGGCUAACGCCACAGCGCCGGCCCCAACCCUCCUCUCUUCAUUCAGUUUCUCCAUAUGUGUUUUUGAGGUGUCUGCGUGUUAUGUGCCAGGCCCUUGUGGCACUGCUCUGGGGCUCACAGAGGGACACACUGCCUAGCCUGACCAAAGGGCGCAUGCAUGCACAGAGCCUUAAACGGGCUGCGGCAGGACUGCGAGUCGCUCCUCCGCAGGGAGCUCCACGUCGAGAGCAGAGCCCCUGCAGGUAAGCAUGCAAGGUCAGACUUGCACCUGAACUCCGUUAGGAAGAAGGCGCCUCUACUUGGGAAGGGAGUCUGCAAGGACUCAGACGGCGGAGCCUCCCGCGCGGGGACUACAACUCCCAGAGGACACCGCCUGCCUCAGGGCGCAUGCGUGGACUCGGAGCCCGCCGCCUCUCUGCGCGGGAACUACAACUCCCAGAGUGCCUUGCACCGCCGCGACCAAGAUGGCCGGGAGUAAGUGCAGGACUCGCCGCCUUCCUCAGGAACGCCUGGGCCAAGGAGCCGGUGCUGGUCGUGUCCUUCGCCAUCGCGGGGCUGGCCGUCAUUCUGCCCCCGCUCAGCCCCUUCACCAAGUACUCCACCAUGAUCAACCAGGCCACACCCUACAACUACCCAGUGCCCCUCCGUGACAACGGCAACCUGCCCGAUGUGCCCAGCCACCCGCAGGACCCCCAGGGCCCCAGCCUGGAGUGGCUCAAGAAGCUGUGAACGCCUGUGUGGAGACCCCAAUAAACCUGCGGAGACCUCCGUA
This is a messenger RNA of Ochotona curzoniae (black-lipped pika), 798 nucleotides long. Its product is annotated as NADH dehydrogenase [ubiquinone] 1 alpha subcomplex subunit 3. The record is from RefSeq and is a predicted model, not a curated record. Gene Ontology annotation, cellular component: mitochondrial inner membrane. The transcript is spliced from 4 exons. NCBI's taxonomy places the organism in Eukaryota, Metazoa, Chordata, Mammalia, Lagomorpha, Ochotonidae. The coding region runs from base 414 to 755 and encodes 113 amino acids.